Nelumbo nucifera (sacred lotus) is the source of this 1731-nucleotide messenger RNA. RefSeq names its product coleoptile phototropism protein 1-like. The record is from RefSeq and is a predicted model, not a curated record. NCBI's taxonomy places the organism in Eukaryota, Viridiplantae, Streptophyta, Magnoliopsida, Proteales, Nelumbonaceae.
UAUCCAUUGUUUUUGUUCUCAACUUUUCAUCCCAUUCUUCCAAGUUGCAACGGUAAAGAAAAACUAUAUAUACAAUUCCAAAUUAGCCAUUUCAUUUGUGUGAAAACAGCAUACCAUGUGGCCUGUAGAUGUAGUAGAAUAUGUGGGGUAUUUCAGUCAUUAAUUCUGGCUGAUGACCCUCCAGCAGAGAUAGGGUGUCUGGAGCCUCACCUUUUUCUACCCUAGUGUUGUCUAGUCCUCGAUCGCUAUCUGUAAAUUAACCAACAAGUUCUACUGCUACACCGGAAUGAAGAACAUGAAGUUGCCGGAUUCUGAUGACAUGAAGGGUAAGCCAGCAACAGAGUUCGGAGUAGAAUAUUGGUUCGACGAUGCCUGUAUCCUUGACAUGGAUUACUUUGUCAAAACCCUUUCUGGCAUUAAGGCCAAAGGGGUACGUCCUGAUCUCAUCGGUUCAAUCAUAGCCCACUAUGCCUCCAAGUGGCUCCCAGACUUGUCAGGCGACGACGCCAACAGCAAGGGUCUCACUCACUUUGAGGAAUCACCGGAGAGCGUCACUGCUUCAUGGAUGAAGAAGAGGUUCUUCGUUGAGACUUUGGCUGGAAUUCUCCCGCCUGAGAAAGACUCUGUUCCAUGCAAUUUCCUGCUGCGACUCCUCCGCAUUGGUAACAUGGUUGGAAUUGAGCCUGCCUACCGUGCCGAGCUCGAGAAGAGGAUAUCGUGCCAGCUUGACCAGGCCUCACUCAAGGAGCUCAUGAUUCCGGCCUUCAGUCACACCUGUGGCACCUUGCUAGAUGUUGAGCUCGUUCUCCGGUUGGUCAGGUUGUUCGUCAAUUUGGAUGAAGCAGCCAAGAGUGGAGCCGCUCUGGUCAAGGUGGCCAAGCUUGUUGAUAGCUACCUUGCAGAAGCUGCCGUGGAUGCCAAUUUGACAUUGCCUGAGUUCACUGCUCUUGCCGGAGCUCUCCCCAGCCAUGCCCGUGCAAUGGAUGAUGGGUUGUAUCGAGCCGUCGAUACUUAUCUGCGAGCACACCCAAGCUUGUCCAAGCAAGAAAGGAAGAGCCUCUGUAGAUUGAUUGACAGCCGAAAACUGUCUCCAGAUGCAUCACUCCAUGCUGCGCAGAACGACCGCUUGCCUGUGCGGGCUGUAAUCCAAGUGCUCUUCUCUGAACACACAAAGAUCAACCGGCAUCUUGAUUGGAGCAGCUCGUUUAGUGGACCCAGAAGCCCAAACCCUGCAGUUGAGCCUCCAGCGCGCUGCAUGUCAAAGCGCGACAUGACUGCUCAGCAGAUAGAGAUAAAGAGGUUGCGCGAGGACGUUCUUAGGCUUCAGAGGCAGUGCAACUCCAUGCAAGCACAGAUAGAUAGGCUCAUGGAGAAGAAGAAGAGCUUCUUUAAGUGGAGGAAGUUAGGAAUGCCUCUAUUCAAACCUGGAAGCGUUGGGGAGAAGGAUGAGGAGGUUGAGGGUGAAGGCGAAGUGGGGUUUGAACGUCGAACGCCUAUGGAUAUGAAGACGAAGCUGGUGCAAGGAAGAAUCACUCCCAAGUGGAGGAAAUCCAUGUCUUGAUGCAGACUUGGUGAAAGAUGAGUUACUGUCACUUACUUAUUGCUAAUUAUGUUUAUCUUAGUUGAUCUUUUCUGCUUUUUAUUUUCUCCUUUGUAAUUUAAUCAAUAAGAUAGAUUCCUACACUCUUGUUAUGUAGAAACAAGGAUCAUGAUAGUGCUGAGUGCAGAUCA